GUUCGUUUCGGAGGCGCAGUGACGGACAUCCCGGAGUCGAGCGCACUGGACUCAUAAACACAAUGUUGUCAGUCUUGAACAAGUAGAUUUCAAUUUUGAAAACCUUUUUAAUCCAUCCACUCAACGUGAAAUGGGCAUUGUGUAAUUGUUGGUCUGACUGUGUAAGCACUUAUGCCUUAAAGAAUGAGUGUCUUAGGGAGGAGGACUGUUGAAAUGAUGCUACACGGAGAUGGAGAAUGGAGGACCCACAAGAGUGCAUGACAAGCUGGUCAGUGCUGGUUUGAAGAAAUCAUAAAAAGAGGAGAAACGCAUAUCACCACUUGAAGCCAUGGGGAUACGACACCUCCUGCUUCUUUUGGUCUAUCUAGACCCACUGUGUGUCCUGAGCGCAUCCACGGCCAAGCGGAGCAAACCCCCUCCAAAGAGACCCCCCAAAGUAAAGGAGGUCAACAGCACUGUUGCUCCGACAGUGGCACCCCAACGGAUCACACAAGUCCAGGCACCCAUCAUCGGUGAUCAUGACACCUGUCUCGGCUACUACGACGUGAGCGGUCAGUUUGAUAAAGAGUUCUCUUGCAACAACACUGACCACCGGUACUGCUGCGGGAGCUGCUUCCUGCGCUUCUGCUGUCCCGUGAAAGCCAAACGGGUGGAUCAGAGAGUCUGUACCAACUACAACACGCCCGACUGGAUCAAAACCCAACCGCCUUCACCCGCACCCACAGGGGACACGUACGACCCAGCGCUGGACCAGACCAACACCACCGUCUACAUCACCUGCGGGGUCAUCACCCUCAUUAUCAUCCUGGGGAUUUCUGCCAAAGUGGCCUAUGACAAAGCCACCAGACCACCUCAAGAAAUGAAUGUCCACAGAGCGCUGGCGGACAUUUUGAGACAGCAGGGGCCCAUUCCCAUAUCACAGUACGAGCAUGAAAAUGUCGCGGCUAUAGACACCUCGCCCAAAGAGAACACACCUGUACGGACAUCCAAGAACCACUACACACCGGUGCACAACAAAAACAACCACGGGCAUUAUGGGAAAGAAAACUUCCGCAGUGGUCAAGACAUGCACAACUUCAUCUCCUCCGGCUUUGUGACGCUCGGCAGGGGCCAUCUGAAAGCGCAGCACUCUGUUGAUGAUCUCGGGCAGCUGUCCUGGCAGGGCGACCUGGACGAAAAGAAAGCCGAUAGAGUUUCAGAAAGCACCUGGACAUCCCGCUCCACCACCGAAGUGGGUCUUUCGCAGCACUCUGUUGAUGAUCUCGGGCAGCUGUCCUGGCAGGGCGACCUGGACGUUCCUCUGUCCUACAUUCACUCAGAGGUGGAGCUGGACAUCCAGAGAGGGGGAGCUGGAGGUCAUUUGGUUCUGCAAUGCGUCACUGCCGUCCGUGAGGACUCUGAGCGUAAUCGACCCUGCGAGCAGAAAGGUAAUAUCUCUAGCAGUUUUUCAGCUCAGAUGUUAUCAGCAGCUGUUUUGACGUGCAGACAGACUGCGGCGUUCAGAGAUCAGUGCCAAGCAGCGGUCAGAUCCACUCAGACGUCAGUCACCAGGAGCGGCAGACUGACUGACAGGCUCUGUAAAGUCGUGUAA
This is a messenger RNA of Sinocyclocheilus grahami, 1591 nucleotides long. RefSeq lists its product as uncharacterized. NCBI's taxonomy places the organism in Eukaryota, Metazoa, Chordata, Actinopteri, Cypriniformes, Cyprinidae. Gene Ontology annotation, cellular component: postsynaptic membrane; dendritic spine membrane; postsynaptic density. Gene Ontology annotation, biological process: regulation of short-term neuronal synaptic plasticity; regulation of AMPA receptor activity. The record is from RefSeq and is a predicted model, not a curated record. The coding region runs from base 329 to 1591 and encodes 420 amino acids. The transcript has 8 exons.